AUGGAUAUCGACCCAGCCGAAGACAGCGGCUUCGAACCAUCAGAUGAAUUGUCUGAUGCUUUUCAGAAUGAUGACACAGGAAGUACUCUACCCAACAAUCACUUCGAGACCAUCGAGGCCCGACGCAGUAGUCCUCUCAAAGUCGAUCAUCUGAACUCUAUGAAAUGGAACAAUCUCAAAGCAGAUUUCAUACCUGCCUAUCUUGACCUCUUCCACGAAGCAGCUCAGAUAGAUCAAUCGGUCCUUCAUCACGACAACUUUGACACCAGCUCAAUCGGCACGGUAACAUGGACUCCGUCCGAGAAGGACAGGUUCUUCCAGGCUCUCGAUCGACAUGGACGCCAUAACCUACCAGCACUUGCGAAAGCCGUGGAAUCGAAAUCGGAGGUAGAGGUGAAGGCCUAUUUGGACGCACUCAAGCAGACCGAAGCCGAUAGGCAACUAUAUUACCGUCAGACUCGGAACAUCUCGCACGCUGAGCUGCCAGCAGCCAUUGCUAUUGGAGAGAAUCUGGAGGAAGUGCUCGAUAGGGCCGCCGUUGCUUUAGCAGCACAUGAGGAGCGCUAUGACUACGCGAGCCGUGGGAACCACGCUGAAUACAUAGUCAACAAGGAUGUCGCCAAGAGAAUUGAUGCAGAGAGCGAGGCGGCCGAAGAUGACGACCAGGAGAAUGACAUUGCAGCAAAGAAGCCUGGCAACGAGCUUUUCAAGCUCGAAAGUUGGAUUGAGUUGAGCACAAAACUGUUCAUGGUAGGCACGCCUGUCAAGCAGGUCAAGUGGCGACAGCAGAGUCACGAUGAUUGGUACUCGUUGGCACAUGGCGAGGAGUCGCCCUCGAUCACCCAAGAUGCAUUGUCUGACUUCAGGGCUCUCGUGCUCAGCUUCGUACAACGCGUCGUGCAAUCGUCCAUCUUCCUUGCCGAGUCUCGGAUCAGAGCAUCUGCCAAUCCGUGGUUCGACCCGCUGCGAAGAGUUAGUCAGGAGGACGUUUGGUCAGCACUUGACAUCGUUGGCUCUCAGCGCAAUAGUAAUACGUUCUGGCUGGAGUGGCCACGGCGGAGUGGCGUCAGGAUAUGGUCAGGUUCACAUCAUAAGGGCGACAGCAGCAAACGCUAUAUCGACCACACCACAGCGCGAGAGAUGUUGUCGCGACCGUCGUAUCGAGGGCGUCACUCGCGCUCUGUUUCGAGAGCCUCGUCAUCAGGAGCGACGGACGACUCGAUGAGCUCGUCAUCGUCGAGCGCUGGGGCCGGGCUCGCAGGUCAGGAGUCAGAUUCGGGCUCUUCAACCGCUGGUGAGAAUCAUCUUACUGAAACAGGCGAGUUGUUCUCUCUGCACGAUGAAGCCGAGACAUCAGAUUCGUUGAGCGCCCUAUCUGAUGAACAGCAACCACAAAGCGACACCGAAGAGCAGGAGGAAGAGGCUCGCCCACGUCGUGCGCCGAAAGCAAGAGCUAUGCUCCCCGGCCAGCGAAAACGUCGGCUCGAUCAUGCCAUGAAGCACUAUAUGGAUGAGAUCGAUGCCCAAGCAACCCGCCAGGAGCAGGAACGGAUCAGGCAACUGCUUGAUCUUCUGGAGGAGAACGAGAUCAAGCAAGAAUCUAACUCUGAGCGACCAGGAAAGAGGCCCAAGGUGCUGCGGAAGACGAUAGAAGAUGUCAAUGGAUGGCAAGGGCCAGCACUGGCCGACUGGGAGGCUUAUGAGUUGCCAGUCGAGUUUUCGAUCAGGAGCGAGAAGGUGGACGGAUGA
This is a messenger RNA of Cyphellophora attinorum, 1749 nucleotides long. RefSeq lists its product as uncharacterized. The transcript has a single exon. The record is from RefSeq and is a predicted model, not a curated record. Lineage: Eukaryota; Fungi; Ascomycota; Eurotiomycetes; Chaetothyriales; Cyphellophoraceae. Gene Ontology annotation, biological process: nucleolar large rRNA transcription by RNA polymerase I; transcription initiation at RNA polymerase I promoter. The coding region runs from base 1 to 1749 and encodes 582 amino acids. Gene Ontology annotation, molecular function: rDNA binding; RNA polymerase I general transcription initiation factor activity. Gene Ontology annotation, cellular component: RNA polymerase I upstream activating factor complex.